Molecule: messenger RNA, 11537 nt
Organism: Schistocerca serialis cubense
Lineage: Eukaryota; Metazoa; Arthropoda; Insecta; Orthoptera; Acrididae
Gene: nej
Product: histone acetyltransferase p300
Exons: 31
Coding region: 440-8215 (2591 amino acids)
Biological process (GO): positive regulation of transcription by RNA polymerase II
Cellular component (GO): transcription regulator complex; histone acetyltransferase complex; nucleus
Molecular function (GO): chromatin DNA binding; protein binding; histone acetyltransferase activity
Source: RefSeq, a predicted model, not a curated record
GUUACUGGGAUCGUGUGGAAAUUUGGAUAUUAUUCUUCAAAUUACCGUCAUUUUCCUUCUAAUAAUGGACGCUAGUGCGUUGUAUUAGAGACGUGAAGUGUUUUGUGCCGCCGCACUUGGUCCAUAAAUGUUAAAAGACGUAUGAUGUUGAAAAAUUGUGGGUGAUUUACUUUUGGAUCAUUGUGCAGUUCCGUCGGAAGAUGGAGAGUGGGACUGUGUAGGCUCAUCCGCCAAUUUGGGGCUUCAUUAAGCUCAGUAGUUGACUCUGGAGUAUUAAUAUGUGCCUUGAGGGAUGCAGUGUUCGUCGAACUAUUCCAGUGAUAUUUCUGAGGUGUUAUUUAUGUUGUCGGGAACAAGCAGAACCGUGCGUCGUGGAUUCAAAUUCCAUUAAAUACGAUACUGUGUAGGCUAGUAGACACGGCUUGGUAAACAGGGAGAUAUGGCCGAUCAUCUCGUCGACGGGCCGCCAAACAAGCGGCAGAAAAUGACUGACUCCUUCCAAGGGCCUUCUGACUCGUCCGUACCGUUGGCGCCUUUAAUGAUGCACCAUGCUUACAACUUCGGCUUGGCUACACCUCUGGGGAACAAUGGUGGCAGGGGAACACAACAACCGCAACAGCAACAGCAAUGGAACACGCAGAAGAGAAACUUGUUUACAAACACUACAAUGUUUGCCUUGGAGAAUGAUCUUCCGGAUGAUCUCCUGUCAACUGGCUCGUGGAGUACAUCUAUGGAAAGUGCUAAGCAGCCUCCGCCAGGUCCAGGGCCAGGUUCUGGAGGUCAAGCAGGCACAGCACUCCAGAAUGGGACUGUUGAACAGUCUCAACAAGGUGCUGGGACAACAGCUGAAGGGGCUCGUCAACAUGUAGCAGCACAGCAGCAACAGCAACAACAGACACAGCAGCAGCAACAGCAACAACCACCGCAACAAACUCAACAACCACAACAGCAACAGUCACAGCAGUCUCAGCAGCAACAGCAACUAGUGCAGCAGCAACAGCAGCAGCAUCACCUUCUGCAGCAGCAACAGCAGCAGCAGGGAAACAAAGGAUUGGUGGUCAACUCCAUGGGGCUCACUGCUGGAGCACUUGGCAGUAAGAGCCCCAAUUUACAGUCUGCACCAAAUGUAUCUGUGAGCAAGGGUGUAAACUCAUUAGUAGUUAGCUUGAGCAGUUUGCCCUCCAGCAUAGCUUCAACACAAACAAUGACAGGGAUCAGCAUGGGAAUGAAUAGUGGAGGUGGCAUGAUAAUGACAAGUGCUGUUCAUAAUCCUGUCCAGAAUGGGCCGCUUGUUGUGUCACGAACUGUAGGCUUACAACAACAACCACAGCAACAGCAGCAGCAACAACAAAGCCAUCUUGUUGCAAGGGGACAAUCACCACACCAGGUGCACACAGUUGGAAUAGGUGGACCACGGAUGCAGAAUCCAAAUAUCUCCACAAUCAGCCAGAUGGGUCAAGCUCUUAAUGCUGGCAGCCCUUAUGGAUAUGCUCCUCCAGGUGGGGCUGCAGCAGGGCCACAGGCUGUCAGUGUUCCACCACCUGUUGGAGUAGUUACUCCUCAGCCAAGAUCUACUAUGAUCCCCAACAUGCCGUCGAUCCAGGGUACCCGCUUUGGGGCAUCUCCAGGUAGCUCUUUAGGUGGUCCAGCUGUUGUAGGAGUGACUGGAACAGAAGGAGGCAUUGCACCUCAAGCGCAGCCUCCUGCACCAUCUCCGGCUCAGCCACAGUCUGGAGCACCAAGUGGGAGCCAGCCUGGUCCUCAAACAGCAACCCAGAGUCAGGGAGCACCACCUACCCAGGGUCAAGCUACAGCCACUCCCACCACGACCUCCACUGCCGAUCCUGAAAAAAGGAAGCUCAUUCAGCAACAGCUUGUUUUGCUGCUGCACGCGCACAAAUGCCAGCGAAGGGAGAGUCUCUCUAAUGGAGAAACGUGGCAGGGAAGUCAGUGUACAUUACCACACUGCAAGACAAUGAAAAAUGUGUUAAACCACAUGACUACGUGCCAGGCAGGAAAGUCUUGUUCAGUUGCACACUGUUCCUCUUCGCGGCAGAUAAUCUCACACUGGAAGCACUGCACUCGGACAGACUGCCCUGUAUGUUUGCCACUGAAACAGGCUGAUAAAAUACGGCAUCAGCAAAAUAUCGUAUCUAAUCAGGCUCCCAGCAAUCAACCAACGGCAUCUGAUAUGAGAAGAGCAUAUGAUGCCCUUGGUAUUCAGUGUCCCACAACUGCUGCACCAGGUGGCCUUUUAACCCCUAGUAAUGUGGUGAACAGAGGACACCGCAUGGUCGCUCCUGGUCUUGGUGUUGGGCCAGCUCAGCCUAAUGUGGUGGGUGGUGCAGUUAGAGUUGCCGCACCUCCUCACACGCAAGUUCAAGGUCAGAGUGCAGCUCAAACUGUUGUGGCACCUAAUGUGUCCCUCCCACUAUCAUCAGACCCUACCUCACAGCAGCCACCACCGACACAAGGCCCAGUUUCAGCUGCAGCUCAGGCUGCAGUCGCUACCAUUCAGCAGACAGUUGCAAAUAUGCAAAAUUCCUUGUUUGGGCUUGGAGGUGCUGAGCCACAAACAUCAGCAGCACAGCUCGCUGCAGAGAGCCGACUUGCAAAUUUGCAGCUGCCAGCUGUCUUCCCACCAGGUCAAGUCACUGCAACACCUGUACAAGGGACCAAAGAGUGGCAUCAGUCUGUCACCCCUGAUUUGCGAAAUCAUUUGGUGCACAAGCUUGUCCAGGCAAUUUUUCCAACUCCUGAUCCACAAGCUAUGUUGGACAAGAGGAUGUACAACCUUGUAGCAUAUGCUCGAAAAGUAGAAGGAGAUAUGUAUGAAAUGGCUAAUUCUAGGUCUGAGUACUAUCACCUAUUGGCUGAAAAGAUAUACAAGAUUCAGAAGGAACUAGAGGAGAAAAGACAGCGACGUAAAGAACAGCAGCAACAGGAACUGCAGCGGCAACAGCAGCAGCAGCAACCGCAACCACAGCAGCAACAGCAACAGCCACAACCUCAACUGAGGCCGACGGCCCCAACAGUGCCAUCAAAUGUACAAAUACGACCCACAGCUGCAGCACCAGGUGUCCCUCAUGGAGGAACAUUAACAGGACUUCAACAGCCAACUCGUCUGCAGUUCCCAGCACAACCCACACAGCAGCAGCAGCAGCAGCAGCAGCCACAACAGCCACCUCAACCACCACAACAGCAACAGUUGGUCGUAGGACCACCUGGUCCUAGCCCCACAGGAACUUCCGUAACAUCAAAUUUGUCGAGUACAGCUUCAUUUGUACCGCCAACAAGUGCAACUGCAGCAGUGACAACUAGUCAGUUCAACAAUGGCCUGGCAGUAUCUCCCACUGCACAGUUCUCAGAUCAGGUGAAAGCAAGAGUUGCAGGUGGCAACACAACUCCUGGUGCACAGACACCUCCAUCGGCUACCUCCCAGUUCACUCUCCAGACCCAAUUCUCAAAUGCAGCAGCUGCUCCAAGAGUUUCUGUUGUCCCAUCUGCAGCAGGCCAAGGUUCAGACAGUGUUUCAGUUUCAGGUCCCUCCCCAGGUCUUUCUCAGACUGUUAGCUCAGCAGCUUUGCCUUGUCCUACAGCACAAGUUCCACAGCUUGUUCCCCAAAGUGCCCCUGGAUCUACAACAGGAUCUGUUGUUACACCAUCAAUGACCCAACAGCAGUUAGCAAGUCUAGGAAAGGGAAUGCCUGCAGCAGAGCGAGCUGCUCAGUCACGUCCCACGACAAGUGGUUUGUCCAGCCAAAUGGCAGCCAUUGCAGCUUCUCUCAAUGAGGAUGUGGAUUCACCACCUCCAGCUACAAAAGGAAAGCUGGAUAAUAUGCAUGCAGAUGGAGAAAAUGAUAUUAAAUCGGAAAUAAAGCAAGAGAAUGAUUUGAACGAUCAACAUGACGGUGGAGGUGGGAAAGGUAUUAAUAUAGACAGCAUCAAGACAGAGAUUAAGACUGAACCAAUGGAUGACUGCAACACUACAUCAGAAAGUAAUGUCCUUGUUAAAGAGGAAGUUGUAACAAAGGAAGAGCCAGUAACGCCGAUGUCGUCAUCCAGUAUUGAAAAUGCAGCAGCUGAUAUUAAACCAACUGUUCCUGAGCCUAGUCAGGGCGGAGGUGCAAGUGGUGCAACAGAUAAAAAGAAAAAGUGCUUGUUCAAGCCAGAUGAACUUCGACAAGCCCUAAUGCCAACACUAGAGAAACUAUACAGACAAGACCCUGAGUCUCUCCCAUUUCGUCAGCCUGUUGAUCCACAAGCGUUGGGGAUUCCUGACUAUUUUGAUAUUGUAAAGAAGGCAAUGGACUUGUCCACUGUGAAACGGAAACUGGAUACUGGGCAAUAUUCAGAUCCCUGGGAAUAUGUAGAUGAUGUCUGGCUGAUGUUUGACAAUGCUUGGCUAUAUAAUAGGAAGACAUCUAGAGUUUAUAGAUAUUGCACUAAGUUAUCAGAAGUAUUUGAGCAAGAAAUUGAUCCUGUCAUGCAAGCAUUGGGCUAUUGUUGCGGUCACAAAUAUACUUUCAAUCCUCAAGUGCUUUGCUGUUUUGGCAAACAAUUGUGUACUAUACCAAGAGAUGCAAAAUACUAUUCAUAUCAGAACAGAUACACCUUUUGUCAGAAGUGCUUCAACGACAUCCCUGGAGACACCGUCACCCUCGGCGAUGAUCCAACCCAGUCUCAAACUGUGAUCAAAAAGGAUCAGUUCAAGGAGAUGAAGAAUGAUCACCUUGAAUUGGAACCUUUUGUAGAAUGUACUGAUUGUGGACGGAAGCUGCAUCAGAUAUGUGUUCUUCAUUUGGACCAGAUAUGGCCACAAGGGUUUUGUUGUGACAAUUGUUUGAAAAAGAAAGGCCUGAAAAGGAAAGAGAAUAAAUUCAAUGCUAAAAGAUUACCAGCUACCAAAUUGGGUACAUAUAUUGAGACAAGAGUUAAUAACUACCUUAAAAAGAAAGAAGCUGGAGCUGGUGAAGUCUUCAUAAGAGUGGUUUCUAGUUCUGACAAAAUUGUCGAAGUCAAACCAGGAAUGCGCAACAGAUUUGUGGAUGCUGGGGAGCUACCAGAACAGUUUCCUUACCGUGCAAAAGCACUUUUUGCUUUUGAGGAAGUGGAUGGAGUGGAUGUGUGCUUUUUCGGCAUGCAUGUCCAGGAAUAUGGUUCAGAGUGCCCAAGCCCAAAUACACGCCGAGUGUACAUAGCGUAUUUGGACUCCGUUCAUUUCUUUCGGCCACGUCAGUUUCGAACUGCGGUAUAUCAUGAAAUACUCUUGGGAUACCUGGAUUACGUCAAGCAGUUGGGAUAUACCAUGGCCCAUAUCUGGGCAUGCCCACCAUCAGAAGGGGAUGAUUAUAUAUUUCAUUGUCAUCCAGCUGAACAAAAGAUACCUAAACCGAAGAGACUUCAAGAAUGGUACAAGAAGAUGUUGGAUAAAGGCAUAAUAGAGAGGAUAGUCCUUGAUUAUAAGGAUAUUCUGAAGCAAGCAGUGGAAGAUAAAUUAAUUUCAGCAGCUGAACUGCCAUAUUUUGAAGGUGAUUUCUGGCCAAAUGUUUUGGAGGAGAGUAUAAAAGAACUUGAUCAAGAAGAAGAGGAAAAGCGCAAACAAGCAGAAGCUGCAGAGGCUGCUGCCAAUGCUAUAUUUUCACUGCAAGAAGAAAGUGAAACAGGACCUGAUGGCAAAAAGAAAGGUCAAAAAAAGGCUAAAAAAUCGAAUAAAUCUAAAGCCAAUCAGCGAAAAAACAGUAAAAAGUCAAAUACACCGCAGACCGGAAAUGAUCUUUCAGCAAAAAUUUUUGCUACAAUGGAAAAGCAUAAAGAAGUUUUCUUCGUAAUCAGGCUGCACUCUGCGCAAUCUGCUGCCAGCUUGGCACCCAUUCAGGAUCCUGAUCCAUUUAUAAACUGUGAUCUUAUGGAUGGAAGAGAUGCAUUCUUAACAAUGGCACGUGAACGCCAUUAUGAAUUUUCAUCAUUGAGGAGAGCCAAGUUUUCAUCUAUGUCAAUGCUUUAUGAACUCCAUAACCAAGGACAGGACAGAUUUGUAUAUACUUGCAAUAAUUGCAAGGGUCAUGUAGAAACGCGUUACCAUUGCACUGUUUGUGACGAUUUUGACCUGUGUGUUCAGUGCUAUGAGAAAGAUGGGCAUCCUCAUAGGAUGGAGAAACUUGGCUUGGACUUGGAUGAUGGCUCCUCUCCUUCAGAUCAGAAGCAAGCUAAUCCUCAGGAGGCGCGAAAACUUUCAAUACAGCGUUGCAUCCAAUCAUUAGUACAUGCAUGCCAGUGCCGUGAUGCCAACUGUCGCCUGCCCAGCUGUCAGAAGAUGAAGAGAGUUGUGCAGCAUACAAAGAUAUGUAAAAGGAAGACAAAUGGUGGCUGCCCCAUAUGCAAACAGCUUAUUGCACUUUGCUGUUACCAUGCAAAGCAUUGCCAGGAAACAAAAUGUCCGGUGCCAUUCUGUUUGAACAUCAAACAUAAGCUGAAGCAGCAGCAACUCCAGCAAAGAUUGCAGCAAGCACAUCUGCUACGAAGGCGCAUGGCAGCAAUGAACACUAGGACAACAUUACCUGUUGGUCCACUACCAGGUAGUUCAGGGGCAGCAGGGGUGCUUGGUGCUGGUGGUGCAGGUUCAGCAGUUAGUCCAGUGGGUGUUCUUGGGCCAGCAACAUCAGGUGCUGGCAUGGUAGUUGGUUUGCAGCCUCCACAUCAACCAGGCAUUGGUUUGAAACCAGGUGCACAGACUCCCAAUGCCAAUGUCCUGCAGGUUGUAAAACAGGUCCAAGAAGAGGCUGCAAGACAACAGGCACCUCAUGCUCAAGUGGGGUAUGGGAAAGGAAAUCCUCCAGGUGUUGUCACUCAGGCAAUGGCUCAAGUUAUGCCACCUCCUCAGAUACAAAGAGCUAUGGGUCAAAUGGGUCCUAACCCCGCUACUCACCUUAUGCCUAUGGAUCAGUGGACUCCAAGAUAUGCGGCUCAAGGAUUGCCACAGAAUCCAGGAUUGAGGCAGCCAUCACCUCAGUUGAUCCAGCAGCAGCAGCAGCAGCCUCAACAAGUUGUUCAAGUCACACCUCAGGCACCCCAGUUGGCUGGUCUUGGUCCAGGGGGGCACUUAGGUAUUCGUAGUGCUCCUGGUGUGGCAACACAGGGUGCAGCUGGGGGACCUGGAACUGGUUUACAAAAGCAGGCCCUCCAGCAACUGUUGCAAACACUUAAGUCACCAAACACUCCAGAGCAGCAGCAACAGAUCCUCCAGAUUCUCAAAAGCAAUCCACAGCUGAUGGCAGCAUUCAUAAAACAACGGCAGGCAUACCAAAACCAGCAGCAGCAACAAGCUGCUGCAGCACAAGCUGCAGCUGCUCAGCAACAGGCAGCAGUUACUGGGGCAAAUACUGGUGUUCUUGCAACUGGACAGCAACAGCAGUUGCAGCAUCUAAUGUCCCAACAGCAGCAGCAGCAGCAACAACAACAACAACAGCAGCAGCAGGUAGCAGCUGCAGGUCGAAUGCAGCAGAUGCAAGCCAUGCUUGGCCAAACAACGCCAGCCACACCGCACCAUUGGUACAAGCAGCAACAGCAGCAGCAGCAACAACAACAGCAGCAGCAGCAGCAACAACAACAGCAGCAGCAGCAGUUACUGGCCAUGCAGAGACAUCAAUCUUUUUCACAGCCUCCUGCACCUGUUUAUGGACAACAGCAGCAGAGGCCUCGGCAACAGCAUUUAGUUGGUGCAUAUGCGGGUGCCGGCUUCCCCACAGUGCCCGAACAACAGCCAGCACAGUAUCAGCAACAGCAGCAGCAACAACAGCAACAGCAGCAGCCCCCUUUGAAACCCACACCUCCACCAGCACCAUCACCACAAGGUGUUAUGGGCCCACCAGGUGGAGCUGUGCAGUUGAUGCAGGCUGUGCGAUCCCCUCCACCGAUUCGUUCCCCUCAGCCGAACCCUAGUCCGCGGCCAGUCCCAUCACCUCGAAAUCAACCAGUGCCAUCUCCUCGUGGUGGUGGCCCUGUGCCUUCACCUCACCACCACCAUUCACAGCCAACACACUCUCCGGCUCAUGAACUAACGGGGGGAGAAAUGAUGCUUACACAGGGACACGGGCCUGUCACACACCACCCUUCCCCAGUUGCUGGUGCAAAUGGUCAGGGUCCAAGUGACUCCAAUGAAGUACCACCAAUGACUCCUCAGGACAAGCUUACUAAGUUUGUGGAACAGUUGUAGUAGUACCAGUGUAGUAAAAUGUACUUAAAUUUUGUUGUGUCCCAAUUUUCGUACGAUAAAAGCAACAUAUACUUUCAUGAAAGUUUGGAAGUAUGUGGCAAGCUUUUUGAUGGGGGAAAAGUAUUAAAUCCCGGUUGCACAGUAACCGCGACGUGUUUUGUGAAAACUGUUCAUGUGUACAGUUCCCGUACGGUGCAUUAUAUUACAGUAUAAAGAUAGAGAAUUACCAGGUGCAUCCUAAUAUCCACUGUGUCCUGUGUGUAGUGUAGUUGUAUAAAUAAAAAUGUACAAUGUGUGGAACCUGCGCCAUCCCCUCCCUCCACAACCCUACAUUAUUUUAUUUAACAGACUUUGAACCAUACUGAUCCCAAAGCUGAGGAAGGAAAAACAGCACUGCCUAUUUCACGUUUAUCUUGCUGUGGACACCAUCUGCGUGUGGUGAUAUUUCAGUAGUUGUAAAUAGUCAAUGAAUGAAAUUAGUUUAUCAGGGAAGGGAAGGGGGAGGCACUGUGAACUUUGUAAACUAUGAAUUAUUGGCUUAGCAAGGCUGUGUUUUGUUUCUUUUUUUCUUUGUGCAGACAUUAAAGGUGUAAUAUUAGAACACUGAGAUUUGUUGCAUAAUAAAGCAUCUGAACAAAUAGUAAAUAUCUGUAAUGUUCAAAGUGCAAGAAAGAAACUAUACUUCUUAAACUAUUAGUAAAUUAAAUUAAUGAAACAGAAUGGACUUUGGUGCAUCAAAAUGAAUAGAAUUUGUUAAUUUUAUUUUACAAAAUGAACAAAACAAACAAAAAAAAACAGGAAGUGUUAUCUUACCUUUCUGAGACAUUAAUAAAAAUUGAAAAAAAUGAAUAUUUCCUGCUAUUAUAAAUCUACAUUAACUGCAUCAGUCAGGCUGAUCUUGUAAAAGUCAGGUAUGAAAUAUUGUGUAAUAUAAGCUGCAGUACUUUGCCCAUGCUUUUUCCUUUGUAAAGGAAGAAGGCGGUAAUAGUAAAAUACUUUUUGUUUUCAUUUAUCACAUUUGAAUUUAUUCAAAGAAAAUUUGUAUAGUUAGGUGAUAAAGAAAGAAAGUAGAUUUUGGAGUUCAGAGCAGUAGAUAUAGAACUGCAUUCCCAAUCCAUAGGACAUCCUACCCAGCAACCCAUAGCCAGGUAUAUCUGGCACAUUCUCUCUUAGAAAAUUUAUUUUAGAAACAAUUUCCCUGUUUUCUAGUGACUUGAACAAUCACAGAUUAAAAUUGCAGACUUCAUUCCAUUCAACAAAAAAUUGCCUUGCAUUUUCUGUGGAAUGUACCUGGAAAAAAUGCAGUAAUUUGCGUUACAGCAUAUGCUUGUGCUAUGAACAAAGCAUGAAGACAACUCUUGGCUUCUGAAGAGCUUUGUCUUUUUUACUACCCCCACCCCUACACCCAGGCAAAAUUGCAUGAAGAAAUAUAUUGGGAGGACAUGAGGUUGCAAAUUUUGUAUCAGUGUUCACUCCUGUAUUGCUCCUUUUACUUUGUGUAGUACUGUGCAUUUAAAAGUGCUGCAGAAUUCUUACUUUUUAUUGUUACUUGUAUUAUUACUUUUAUAAUGUUUGUUUUGUUUAAAAAACAGUAGCUCCUUAAUUGCUGGUAAUAAGAGAAAUCUGAAAUUUCUUGUUUCCAAUACUUUCUGUACUUCCUGCAUGUCCAUGAGGAGGCAAACGUUGCCCUUUUGGGACAGAUAUGCCUGUUGUUGUUUUUUGUUCUUUUUUAUUGAUCAGUAAUGGGACAGAGAGAUUUUUGAAAUAUACAUUCAGUGUAUGGAUCAUGAGAUCUCUUACAUAGAGUUUUGUAAAUCACACAUUGAAAAUUUUUGGUAACCCUACUACACUGUAUAGUUAGUUCUGUGAGUAUAAUAAUGAGAAGGAUUUUUCAGUGAGAAUGAUCUAAAUCUCAUACAUGCAUACAUAUGUUAAUUUAUGUACAGUUCAUAUAUCUUGCAAUAUAAGUUCAACAAUCAAAUUGAAGUGAGAUCUCAAAUUUUUAAUGUUUUUAUUUUUGUUUAUUUUUAUUGAAAGAAAUGAUGUAAUUUAAAGUGUAUUGCUGGUGGAGUAUAAAAUAUAUUUGUAGCAGGCACAAGGUUGUGAUGUUAAUAGGGCAGUAAGGACAUAUAUUGUGUCCUAAUCUCCCCUCCACCCAUGUAUUAAAAUGACUGUCCAGAAACACUUUAACAAUGCCCAACUUGAUUGGAAAGGGUAUUUCAGUGGCAUUAAAUUUUUAAGAUAUUUGCAAUGCUGUAAAUAUUUAAAAAAAGAAAGGACUUUUUUACCCAUUAAAAAUUCUUUGAUGGGCUUACAGAGAUUUCAUAUCUGAUACUGAUUAUGUCAUUAAAAGUAGCACAAACAGUAAGAAACUAUCCUGUACUAAAGAUUUAAAAGAAAUAUCACUUUUUCUCAGCAUUCUUGGUCCUUGAUAUAUUUAUUGCCUGUACCCAUUUCAGAAACAUACGUCUAAAAAAAACUGCGUUGAACAAUCAUGCCAUGGAAUAAAUAUUGCUUUGUGUGUUUCCAGAUGUGUUAGCAUUUUAUGGAUGCAGUAGUUUUUAUUUCUGUCAUUGGUAUGUAUUAUGUUACCAGUAGACACAAAAUGUUAUUGAUGUUCCUGUAUGGUAGUGUGCACGUAGUGCCUUACUGUUUAAUAUAUUUUUUAAGUAUGAUUCUGCUGGUAUUUGUGCAAAAGGUCUGUUACAUGACAUUCAGUGAAAAUAGUUGAGAGUAGGUUUGACAUUUAAUGUACUGAUUCUUGGCAAGAGCAGCAUAGUGUGGAAUUCAUUGUGUAAUUGUUUGUAGGCAGCUGUGUGCUGCAGGUAUUCAUGCAUGUCAUGGUUAUUAUCUUUGUUCAUUUGGGGUAUUCAGAAAAUUAAUUGUUUUUUGUAUUAUACUUUCGGUUGCUUAAAUUUCAGUUAAAUGAAUUCUUUUUAUUCCACAUUGUGUUGCUCUUUUUUGCUACAAUUUUGCGAUGUGAAAUAGUAUGUUUGUUUAAGAGUGCAUGCCCAUUAUCUUUGCUGUUUGGAACACUUGCUUCUUUUAAGUAGUAAUUUUAAGUGUUCUAUUUAUUGUUGCUAUCUUUGAACAUAAUCAGUGAUCAGGUUGUUGAGAUCAUUCUGUGAAAGCUCUCCAAGUAAAUAGUAAUUCCUGUACUGUUCUUCAAAGUAUCUUAGAGAAAUCAUUCAAGAUUUCUUCAAGACGAAAACAACAGGAUCCGAUGAGGGUUGAUAGCCAUUGUAUUAUAGUUUCUCCAGUAUGAUAAGUCAUUUGUACAAAUGCAUUAUUAAAUUAAUAAAUUUCAGCUAUUUAUCAAUGA